UUAUUAUACAUUCAAAAAUAGCAUACGUAUUCCGUCAAACUCCACCACCUUAUUUUCCACACUCUCUUUUCUCUUUAUAUACCACCUUAACUCUUUCAUCUUUCUUUCAACAAGGCCAAAUACCCACAAAGAUCUUGCAGAAAAUACAGGGUUUCCAUUAGGGUUUUCAUUAGGGUUUUUGUCCUUGAAGUUGAUCAUCUUUUGUUACAACAAGAAACAUAUAUCAAAAGUUGACAACACUUUUGAUAUCCUUGUAGAUCAAGAUCAAAUACCCAGAAAGAUCUUGAAAUCUUUUUGCAAAAAUAUUGGAGAAAAAAAAAUAGGGUUUUGACUUUUGAGUAGGGUUUUUGAAAAUGGAUGGGGGUGAUAUAUAUAAAGCUAGUAGUAGUAUAAGGUUAGGGAGUUUAAGGGCAAGUAGUUUAAGAUCUGGAAGUGCUUCUGUAUGGAGGAACACAGGGAUGGAUGUUUUUUCAAGAUCUUCACGUGAAGAGGAUGAUGAAGAGGCUCUUAAAUGGGCUUCACUUGAGAAGUUGCCGACUUUCGAUCGGUUGAGGAAGGGUUUGUUGUUUGGAUCGACGGGUCCUUCGAACGAAAUCGAUGUUGAUAAUCUUGGAUUUGAUCAGAGGAAGCAUUUGCUUGAUAGGCUUGUCAAGGUGGCUGAUGAAGAUAAUGAAAAGUUUUUGUUGAAGCUUAGGCGAAGAAUUGACAGGGUUGGGAUUGAUUUACCAACAAUUGAAGUCAGAUAUGAACAUUUGACUGUUGAGGCAGAUGUCAACACUGGAAGCAGAGCUUUGCCUAGUUUCAUUAAUUUCCACAUUGAUAUUUUUGAGGGGUUCUUGAGCUUAUUGAAUCUUCUUCCAAAUUCAAAAAGGCAUAUAACCAUCCUUGAUGAUGUCAGUGGUGUUAUUAAACCAAGCAGAAUGACAUUACUAUUGGGUCCUCCAAGUUCUGGGAAGACCACACUAUUGUUAGCAUUAGCUGGGAAGCUAGCAAAGGAGCUUAAGCAUUCGGGGAAGGUAACGUAUAAUGGCCAUGAAUUGCACGAAUUUGUACCGGAAAGAACAUCUGCUUAUAUAAGUCAAAAUGAUGUCCAUAUCGGAGAAAUGACAGUCAGAGAAACCCUAGCUUUCUCCGCUCGAUGCCAAGGAGUUGGAUCACGUUAUGAAAUGUUGGCAGAGUUAGCACGAAGGGAGAAAAACGCAAACAUUAAGCCUGAUCCCGAUAUCGAUAUCUACAUGAAGGCUGCUGCAUCGGCAGGACAAGAAGCUAGUGUCGUCACAGACUACACUCUCAAGUUAUUGGGGUUGGACAUUUGUGCUGAUACGAUGGUUGGUGAUCAAAUGAUAAGGGGUAUUUCGGGUGGUCAAAAGAAGCGUGUGACGACCGGUGAAAUGAUUGUGGGGCCGUCAAAGGUUCUUCUUAUGGACGAAAUAUCAACGGGCCUUGAUAGUUCUACGACUUUCCAAAUUGUGAAAUCACUUAGACAGUUUCUUCAUAUUCUUGAAGGAACAGCUGUUAUUUCUCUACUUCAACCUGCACCCGAGACGUAUGAUUUGUUCGAUGACAUUAUACUUUUAACUGAUGGGAAGAUCGUGUAUCAGGGCCCGCGUGAAAACGUGCUUGAGUUUUUUGAGUCUAUGGGCUUUAAAUGCCCUGAGAGGAAAGGAGUUGCUGACUACUUGCAAGAAGUUACGUCGAAGAAAGAUCAACAACAAUAUUGGAUGAGAAGAGAUUUACCGUACAGAUUUGUGACAGCUAAGGAGUUUGCAGAUGCAUUCCAAUCAUUUCAUGUUGGAAGGAAACUAGCAGGCGAUUUAUCGACCCCUUACGACAAAACCAAAAGCCACCCUGCAGCACUCACAACCGAACAAUACGGUUUAAAUAAAAAAGAACUCUUGAAAGCUUGUACUGAUAGAGAAAUACUACUCAUGAAGAGAAAUUCAUUUGUUUAUUUCUUCAAAUUGUUCCAAUUGACGGUGAUUUCAUUCAUCGCUAUGACUGUGUUCUUUCGAACGGAGAUGGAUCGACGUACUCAAGAAGAUGGUGGGAUCUACGUAGGUGCUCUUUUCUUCGGUGUUUGUAUGAUCAUGUUUAACGGGAUGUCUGAAAUCUCAAUGACGAUUGCAAAGCUUCCCGUGUUUUACAAACAAAGGGAUUUCUUGUUUUUCCCAUCGUGGGCAUACGCCUUACCAUCAUGGAUCAUCAAGAUUCCCGUUUCAUUUCUUGAAGCCGCUGUUUGGACUAUUUUCACUUAUUAUGUUAUAGGAUUUGAUCCUAAUGUCACAAGAUUCUUGAAGUACUAUCUUCUGCUGCUUCUUGUUAACCAGAUGGCUUCUUCGUUAUUUCGGUUCAUUGGAGCAAUGGGUCGAAAUAUGAUCGUUGCAAACACUUUUGGUUCUUUCGCGCUUCUGUUGGUUUUUGCUUUGGGUGGUUUUAUUCUUGUUCGAGAUGAUGUAAAGAAGUGGUGGUUAUGGGGUUACUGGUCAUCUCCGCUAAUGUACGCCAUGAAUGGAAUUACGGUGAAUGAGUUUCUUGGUCACCAAUGGAGAAUGCCAUUCAAUAAUACCAACGUCACACUCGGAAGAACAGUCAUCACAUCUGGAGGGUUCUAUGCCGAAGCUUAUUGGUAUUGGAUUGCAGUUGCGGCUUUGGUUGGAUUCGUUUUUGUCUUUAACGCAUGUUUUGCUUUGUCUCUCGCUUUGCUCAACCCUUACGGGAAAUCACAGUCUAGUGCAUCGACACAAGAUGAUAGUGAUACAGGAGCCGUUGAAAUGACACCCGCAACACGUGAAGGCAAUCAACCCGCUAAGAAAGGGAUGAUUCUUCCAUUUGAACCGCAUUCGAUUACCUUCAAUGAUGUUAAAUACUCGGUUGAUAUGCCACAGGAAAUGAAAGAGCAAGGGGUGAAUGAAGAUAGAUUACUGUUACUUAAGGGUGUGAGUGGAGCUUUUCGGCCCGGUGUUCUUACAGCUCUCAUGGGGGUUAGUGGGGCCGGAAAAACUACUUUGAUGGAUGUGUUGGCGGGUCGAAAAACAGGCGGUUAUAUAGAAGGGGAUGUUAGAAUCUCCGGGUAUCCAAAAAAACAAGAAACUUUUGCUCGGGUUUCUGGAUACUGUGAGCAAAACGAUAUCCACUCUCCUCAUGUUACCGUUUACGAGUCUUUGUUGUACUCGGCUUGGCUGAGGUUGGCUACAGACGUCGAUGAAGCAACCCGAAAGAGUUUUGUUGAUGAGGUUAUGGACCUUGUGGAACUGAACCCGUUAAGGGACGCGUUAGUCGGGUUGCCAGGUGUCAACGGGCUGUCAACCGAACAAAGAAAGAGGUUAACCAUAGCCGUGGAGCUUGUAGCCAACCCGUCUAUAAUUUUUAUGGAUGAGCCCACCUCUGGGCUAGAUGCACGAGCCGCUGCUAUCGUGAUGAGGACCGUUAGGAACACGGUGGACACAGGACGAACCGUUGUGUGCACUAUUCAUCAACCUAGCAUCGAUAUCUUUGAAGCUUUUGAUGAGUUGUUCUUGAUGAAACGAGGAGGACAAGAGUUGUAUGUUGGACCCGUGGGUCGCCAUUCUUGCGAGUUGAUCAAGUAUUUUGAGGAUAUCAACGGUGUAAGCAAGAUAAAAGACGGAUAUAACCCUGCCACAUGGAUGUUGGAAGUCAGCACUUCGGCUCAAGAAAUCGCAUUAGGCGUUGACUUCACCGAAAUCUAUAGAAAUUCGGAUCUUUACCGAAGAAACAAAGCCUUGAUUGCCGAACUUAGUGUGCCCCGACCCGGAACACAAGACCUCUAUUUCCCAACACAAUAUUCACAAUCGUUCGUUAUUCAAUGCAUCGCUUGUUUAUGGAAACAACGGUUGUCGUACUGGCGAAACCCACCAUACACGGCGGUCCGAUUUGCGUUCACUACCUUCAUUGGUGUUAUGUUCGGUACCAUGUUUUGGGAUCUCGGCAGUAAAAAGACAACGCAACGGGAUUUGAAUAAUGCGAUGGGGUCCAUGUAUGCGGCGGUGUUGUUUCUCAGUAUCCAAAACGCGUCAGCUGUGCAACCGGUUGUAGAUGUUGAACGCACCGUGUUUUAUAGAGAACGAGCUGCUGGAAUGUAUUCUGCACUGCCGUACGCCUUUGCUCAGAUUUUGGUCGAAAUUCCGUACAUUUUUUCACAAACAAUAGUAUACAGUGUCAUAGUGUACGCCAUGAUCGGAUUCGAUUGGACAGUGGCGAAAUUCUGCUGGUACGUUUUCUUCCAGUUUUGUAGUCUACUCUACAUGACGUAUUAUGGCAUGAUGACCGUCGCCAUUACACCAAACGCCAACAUCGCCGCCAUCAUUGCCGCCUCAUUUUAUGGGAUCUUCAAUCUCUUCUCGGGCUUCAUCAUUCCACGACCCAGGAUUCCGGUGUGGUGGAGAUGGUACUAUUGGGGCAACCCACUCGCUUGGACUAUCUAUGGUAUGGUUGCAUCACAAUUCGGAGAUUUUGAUGACGUGCUCACAAGUGAGGAGACCGUGAAAGGGUACUUGGACCGGUAUUAUGGUUACAAACAUAGUUUCCUUGGCCCGGUUGCAGGGGUGCAUGUCGGGCUAAUUUUGUUUUUCGGGUUCAUCUUCGCUUACUGCAUUCGGGCCUUCAAUUUCCAGAAGAGAUAAGCAAGUAUACCGGAUGGUGUUUUCAUUUUUUUUUUUAAUAAAUAAGUUUGAUGUAAACGAUUUUUUUUUGAAUGAGAUGGUUGUAAAAUGUAUUUAGUAAAUUUGUAAACUUUUGAGUUGUAUCUAAGAAAUAUUAUGUUUAAUUUUCAAA
Helianthus annuus (common sunflower) is the source of this 4791-nucleotide messenger RNA. RefSeq names its product pleiotropic drug resistance protein 1. The coding region runs from base 354 to 4640 and encodes 1428 amino acids. Lineage: Eukaryota; Viridiplantae; Streptophyta; Magnoliopsida; Asterales; Asteraceae. The transcript has 20 exons. Gene Ontology annotation, cellular component: membrane. The record is from RefSeq and is a predicted model, not a curated record. Gene Ontology annotation, molecular function: ATP hydrolysis activity; ATP binding; ABC-type transporter activity.